UGGAGUCUGCGGACAGAGACUGAUGACCACGCUUUAAUUUUGAAAGACCGGAGCUGAGCAAGAGCGUUUCCUGUCGGGUUUGUUGUUUCCGGUGUGGAUGCAGCUGUUGGAGGUCCCAGCAUCAAAAUGACCAAGCUGCAGCUGCUGAACGCUUACCUGACGGAGCGGCUGACGGUGGUGGUGAAGGAGAUCCUGGACGUGGUGGAGGACACGGUGGCCGAGUACCGGGAGGAGACUGCCAGAGCCAAGCGGGAGAACGAGAGCCUGCGGAGGCAGCUGCGGGACAUCCUGCUCCUGGAGGCCGGGACCGAGUGGCUGAAGUCCACCAGGUCCAGUCUUGGUUUGGCGGCUCCCGACCAGCCUGGUGAGCCCGAGUGGAGGCCUCGCUCCGAAGAGCCGGACUCUCGCCCGAACCCACCCAGACCGCCGCCGCCGAACGUGGACAAGCCCACCCAUGAGCAGGUGGUGUCUGUGCAGCUGCUGGCGGUCCACAGCGACUCCUCUCCGGGGCCGGUGCACCUGCCUGUGGAGAAGAAGCUCUUGGAGCUGCGGGACGUGGCACCAAAGCCUGACCGUCUACAGGAAGCGUAUGGGAAAACUUCACCUGUCACCUCGCACUCCUCCCUAAACCCUCCUACUGUCUCCGUCCCCAAAAUUCACAUUGAAGUUCCUGCAGUGCUCAGGGAGGAGCCCCGGGCUCCGCCCCCCGCGCUCAUCAAAGCCGAACCAGAGGAGUACAGCGUGAGCAAGCCCAAAGGUCGCACGGACUCUCUGACCGAGGCCGCAAACGGUGCCGCCGAAGAGUUCUGGAGCAGGGCGGAGGCGGAGAGGACGGUGGUGGUGGUGCGCGCUGAGAGGCAGGAAGCUGAGCGGAGCAGGAAGUCCUCCCAGGAGAAGCCGGCAGCCGGAGACAGCACAGCCUCCGCUUUCAUCCCCGAACUUGUCCAUCGCUGCCCGCGUUGCGGUGAGGCCUUCGGACAGGCCGCCAGCCUCCGCCUCCACCUGGAGCAGAAGAGGAAGACCUACGCCUGUGACUGGUGCUGCAAGUCGUUUGCGCAGUCGGCAGACCUGCGGCGUCACCUGCGCACGCACACAGGGGAGCGGCCGCACCGCUGCACCUUCUGCUCCAAGAGCUUCAGCCAGAGAGGAAACCUGCGGCGUCACCUGCGCAUCCACACGGGCGAGCGGCCGUACAGCUGCCCGUUCUGCUGCCGCACCUUCAGCGACGGCGACACCAUGAAGAAGCACAAGCGCACGCACUCGGGAGAGAAACCAUACCGCUGCGCGCAGUGCGCCAAGACCUUCACCAGCGCCAGCGGCCUGCAGAUUCACAUGAAGAAGGACAUGUGCUUUGUGGCUAACGCCUGAUUGGGCGCUUCGGGAAUGGACGCCAUUAAGAUAGAGCGGAAUGACCGGGCAGAAAUGCUCAGACACAGCAGCCAAUCACAGUCAUCGAAUGAAAGCUGGAUGUAUGACCGAUGACGUCGCUUUGCAGGGAUGCACCGGUCUGAUGUUUCAGGCAGCUGAAGCCGUUUCAGGUGUUCUGUGUUUACUCGCGUUAGCAGCUGGCGCAGCAGAGAGCACGCUAACAGCGACGGUGGGCGGGCAGCGUUUCGUGCUGAUGCACCCACAGAUUUCUUUCUCUGUGUGUAAAACUUCAAACACUGCUCAGCGAUGGCGUUUCCCAUCCCAGCUUCUUCUCUUGUUUUUUAGCUUUUAGCUCCAUGCUAACAUGCUCCAUGCUCCUGCUGUCUGCUCCUCUCCAUGUGUGAGGAGGCGCAGGAAAUCCUCCGCACUCAGCUCCAAUCAGAGCACAAACUUUAUAUUUAUGUAUUUAUCUGUCACUCGGUGAGAUUAAAAAUCACUUUUAUUGCGAGCGAGUGACGGACCUACCAGCAGAGGGCGUUUUA
Maylandia zebra (zebra mbuna) is the source of this 1910-nucleotide messenger RNA. RefSeq lists its product as uncharacterized. The record is from RefSeq and is a predicted model, not a curated record. Gene Ontology annotation, cellular component: nucleus. NCBI's taxonomy places the organism in Eukaryota, Metazoa, Chordata, Actinopteri, Cichliformes, Cichlidae. Gene Ontology annotation, biological process: regulation of gene expression.